CUUUAUUAACUACUACUCUUAGAUUUUGUUUUUCUGUACUGUUAACAACUAGGUAUUCAUUUGACAAAAUAAGUCUUAUUCACGGUGGUGCAUACUGAGAAAAAGUAUAUUUCAUAUUCCAAUAGGUUGCACUACUGACUAAAUUUCAUGAAUGAAAUCUAUUUGUUUAUCGUUAAAGUACUUCGCUACUUAUUGUCUAUGUGUGGUGAUGAUGAUGUUGAUGGUAAUAAUUUUUAAAGAAUUGAAUGAAUCUAAAUGCCUAAACUAAAUCAAUAAACUUCAUCAUCGGUUGGUAUUUGUUAUUGGUGCUUGAGGGUGGCCUCCAAUCAAAAUCAACUGGUUUCAAGUACUGGAAAAGGUGUUCAAGCUGUUGAUACUGUCGACUUUUUUCAUUGUAAGAUUAGCUCAAUGGACAGCUGUUCGAAGUUGGCAAUAUGCUAAUCUUAUGGGAAUGAAGUACACGCUCGUUCUAUCCACUAAACAUGUUUUCAUCAUCAGACGCGCUGAAUCCAUUUGCAGACCCUACUACUACAUUGAAUAAUUCAUCACAACAUUGUCAACAAAUUACUAACAGUACUAAUCAACAUAGUAAUAGUAAUGUUACUGGACUAACUUCCUCGACAUUAACUGAAAACGAUCGUGGUAAUAAGUCUAAAUUAAUUGAUGAAAAAGAUGGUAUACUGAAUGAUGAAAUGUUCACGGCAAAUUCAAAUGUUAAGUUUGAUGUUGGUGACAAUUGUGGGUUGCCUAUCCAUUCUCGAUUUCCUAAUAUAACAAAAGGUCGAAAUGGUGAAUUCUUAUCAUAUCAAAAUAUUAAUUCAAUCAAUAGUCAUUCUACUGGAGCAAUAUCGAAAGUUGAACAUUAUGAAGAUUUCGAAACUAUCGACUGGGUCAAAGAUGUUUCACGUGAUCGAUGUCGUCAUCGAGAACUUCAUUUGAAUAGAAAAACAUGCUGUGGUUCAAUUAAAGCCUGUUGGGAUUCUGCUUCUGGAUGGUUUUGUGUGUUAUGUGUCGGUUUGUUAACAGGUUUCAUUGCUUGCAUCAUUGAUAUUGGUUGUACUUGGAUGUCUGAUUUAAAAGAAGGUGUUUGUCUAGAUGCAUUUUGGUUCAACCGUGAACAGUGUUGUUGGUCAUCAAGUCAAGCGGAUGAUGUCUGUGAUCAAUGGUAUUCAUGGUCUCGUCUUUUUAUGAACAAAGAUCCAACUGGUGAAUAUCCAGAUGCUUACUUUGUUGGUUACAUAUUCUACAUUAUUUAUGCUGUAUUAUUUGCUCUAGUUUGUGUAUUUCUUGUUCGUAUGUUCGCUCCUUACGCUUGUGGUAGCGGUAUUCCUGAAAUCAAGACUAUUCUAGGUGGAUUCAUUAUACGUGGUUACUUAGGGAAAUGGACUCUUCUGAUAAAAUCGAUUGGUAUGAUUCUUGGAGUAAGUGCUGGUUUAAAUCUUGGUAAAGAAGGACCCAUGGUUCAUAUGGCUGCCUGUGUUGGAAAUAUAUUUGCACAUUUCUUUCCCAAAUAUGGUCAAAAUGAAGCUAAAAAACGGGAGAUCCUUUCAGCUUCAGCAGCUGCUGGAGUUGCCGUUGCAUUUGGUGCGCCAAUUGGUGGUGUUCUUUUUUCACUAGAAGAAGCUAGUUAUUAUUUUCCAAUGAAAACAAUGUUUCGAUCGUUUUUCUGUGCUAUGGUAUCAGCUAAUGUUUUGCGUAUUUUAAAUCCAUAUGGUAGUGAUAAUAUGAUUAUGUUCUAUGUCGAUUAUCAAGCACAAUGGCAUGUGAUGGAAUUAAUUCCAUUCGCUUUACUCGGUUUACUUGGAGGUAUUUUUGGUACAGUAUUCAAUCGAGCGAAUUUGUAUAUCUGUCGUUUGCGUAAAACCACCUGGUUAGGUAAAUAUCCUGUUCGUGAGGUACUUAUUGUUGCGCUAAUUACGGCUGUUCUUUCAUUUCCACAUACUUAUCUUCGUAUGAAUACCAGUGAACUGAUUAAACUUUUAGUUAGUCGCUGUUCUCCAGGAUCUGAUUUCUCUCUGUGUGAUUAUCACUAUAAUACAAGCAAUCCAAUGACUAAAGUAUAUCAGAAUUAUCCUGCCGGACCAUCAUUGUCUACAGCAAUGGUAUUGUUGGCAAUCGCAUUGAUUUUAAAACUUAUUCUAACUGUUUUCACAUUUGGUAUCAAAGUACCGACUGGUUUAUUUAUUCCAUCGUUAGCAGCUGGUGCAAUAAUGGGUCGUAUGUUGGGUAUAGCUACUGAACAACUUGUUGUAGCGUAUGCAUCACAUCCAUUUAUUGUUAAAAUGUGUAAAUCAUCUCAACCGUGUAUUAAUCCGGGACUUUAUGCUAUGGUUGGAGCAGCAGCUACUCUUGGUGGUGUGACUAGAAUGACUAUAUCAUUAGUAGUAGUUAUGCUUGAGUUAACUGGCGGUUUAAAUUAUAUAAUUCCAUUAAUGAUUGCAGCUAUGGUUAGUAAAUGGACUGGUGAUCGAUUAACAAAUGGUAGUAUUUACGAAGAGCAUAUACGAUUAAAUGAUUAUCCAUAUCUUGGAUCGUAUGAUGAAUUAGAUAAUACAUUAGUAGCAGCUGAUGUAAUGCAUCCACGUAGAGAUUCUAAUUCCCCUCUAUAUGUUGUUACACAAUAUGAUAUGACAGUUGGUGAUCUAGACCAAUUGGUUAGUGGAUGUGAUGUCAAAGGAUUUCCUGUUGUUGUUUCACAAGAUUCCCCAUACCUAGUUGGAUGGGUUUCAAGAAGAGAGUUACGUUGGGCUUUGGAUCGUGAAAGAAAAUAUGAUUCAAAUAUUGUCGAUGAUUCGCCAGUCCAUUUUGCCACAUUUCAGGAAGUAUAUGCAGAUGAUAAUCAGGAAUUGACACCUGUCAACUUACAAAAUAUUGUUGAUUUGUCUCCUACAACGGUAUCGGAUCAUACACCGAUGGAAACAGUUUUGGAUUUCUUUAAAAAGUUAGGCCUCCGACAAAUCAUUGUUACACGUAAUGGGUGUCCUCUUGGUGUAUUGACUAAAAAAGAUAUACUUCGUCAUGUUCGUCAUCACAAUCCAAAUAAUCGUUAAACAGUAACUUUUAACGUAACAUUGUUAAUAUCCUUCCGGUUAUCUGCCAUGAUUAUUUUUUGUGCUUCUCUAUACAUAAAACACAUGAGUAUUUGUUCGUUUAUUUAUUUAUUUGUCUCAUUUAACGGAUAAAUUCCAUUGGAUUUUAUUGCACAUUAUCCCUCCAUAAUCAGUCAUUAUAUAUAAUCUGUAAAAUCUUCUUAGAAUGAUUACACAUUCUUUUCAAAAAUUAUCUACGAAUGAUGUAUUCUUAUAUACGUAAUGUAUAAUAAAUGAUCUCUCCUGUUCUA
This is a messenger RNA of Schistosoma intercalatum, 3340 nucleotides long. The record is from the annotation of a GenBank genome assembly. NCBI's taxonomy places the organism in Eukaryota, Metazoa, Platyhelminthes, Trematoda, Strigeidida, Schistosomatidae.